AUGGCAGCACUCCGAACUGCUGGAGUAGACCCCGAUGGUUGGUCUGAGCUACUCCCUGACGUCCAGAACGAGAACACCGUUGAAAUGUUACACGGCUAUAGGCCGCAGUUCCACUUGGGAGCUCUGCGCGGGCUAUCCACUACUGUUGAUGAUUGGACACCGCCAGAAGGAUUGCGCAUUGGAGUCCACCAAGCUAUGGAAGUUUCCAAAAGAAAAAUGAAAAUAGCAUAUGAUGCUCGACGGCAUGAUAAUACUCAUUACCAAGUGAGAGAGGUGGUCGUGAUGAAGAGGGCUCCCAACUCUACAGGUGAAUCCACCAAAUUACAAAACCGCUACAGGGGACCGUUAGUGGUUUCAGAGGUACUUCCUGGAGACGUCUAUAGAGUUACUGAUUUGUACAGUGGUUCAUGUCGCUCAGUUGAAAUCCUGGAAGCUGAUUGA
Macrosiphum euphorbiae (potato aphid) is the source of this 441-nucleotide messenger RNA. The record is from the annotation of a GenBank genome assembly. Lineage: Eukaryota; Metazoa; Arthropoda; Insecta; Hemiptera; Aphididae.